Molecule: messenger RNA, 3806 nt
Organism: Carassius gibelio (silver crucian carp)
Lineage: Eukaryota; Metazoa; Chordata; Actinopteri; Cypriniformes; Cyprinidae
Product: histone deacetylase 9-B
Exons: 12
Coding region: 87-1979 (630 amino acids)
Biological process (GO): chromatin organization
Cellular component (GO): histone deacetylase complex
Molecular function (GO): histone deacetylase activity
Source: RefSeq, a predicted model, not a curated record
CGGGUAACAUUCUGCUACAUAUGCUCAGUGUAUGAGUGUGUAUGAAUGAGGUGCGCGUAUGCUUGAUUGAUCUCAGAUGAAUAAUAAUGCAACAGAGACAUGAUUUCAUCAUGAAGAUCAAGUGUGGUUUAGGUGAAGGCUAUGAAGACUACAUGGUACACAGAUUCUAUGGGGCAUCAGGAUGGGGCAGAAGAGGUCACCCCUUUCCCUUUAAAACUCUAACCAGGCCAGGUCGCUCUGUCUGGGGCUACGUGGACAUUAAGCCAGAGGUUCCACUGGCUCUUGAUCCGGGCUCCCCACUGGACCUACGUACAGACGUUAGGAUGCAGGUUUCGGCCUCAGAUCCUACUGUGUGGGAAAGACAGCUUCAACAAGAGCUGCUCCUAAUUCAGAAACAGCAGCAGCUUCAGAAACAGUUACUCAUCACUGAGUUCCAGAAGCAGCACGAGAACCUGGUUCGCCAGCAUCAGGCCCAGAUACAAGAGCAUUUGAAGCUGCAGCAGGAACUACUUGCUAUGAAGCAACAACAAGAGCAGCUGGAGAAAGAGAGGAAACUAGAGCUACAGAGUCAGGAGAGAGAACUGGAGAGACAUCGCCGUGAACAACAAGUCCUGGUCCUCCGAAACAGAGAGAAGAGCAGAGAGAGUGUGACAGGUGCAGUGGCCAGCAAUGAGGUCAAGCAGAAACUCCAAGAGUUUCUGUUGAGUAAAUCCACCAAAGACGGUACAUCUAAUGGGGUCCCCCCAAAAGUCACACAGAGUUCCAAACUGUGGUACACGGCCUCCCAUCACACCUCUCUGGAGCAAAGUUCACCUCCUUUGGGAGGAGCGUCCUCCUCCUGCAAGAUCUCUCUGCCAUCCCCACAAGACUCCCGGGACGACUUUCCUUUGAGGAAGACAGUCUCAGAGCCCAAUCUGAAGGUGCGGUCCAGGUUAAAGCAGAAGGUUGCAGAGAGGAGGAGCAGCCCGCUUCUCAGGAGGAAGGAGGGGAGCAUCAUGACACCCUUCAAAAAGAGAGCCCUGGAGCUUCUGGAAUCCACAGCCAGCAGCAGUGCACCAGGAUCAGGGCCCAGUUCACCCAACGGGGCCUACAGUGCCUUGGGGGCUGAAAACGGACCCUCCUCACUACCAGUCACCACACGUACGGAGCGGUGGCCAUCACAUCCGAGGUUAUUAGGGCCUGAAAGCUCAGUGUCUAUGUUAAAUCUCUAUACGUCUCCAUCGCUGCCCAAUAUCACCCUGGGUCUCUCAGCUGCCUCUUCUCCCAUCAGUGCUGCUAUAGGACUCCAGGAGAAGCAUUUUGAGGGGGGCGGCGUAUCAGCGGUCAUUCAGGGUUUGACCACCCAACUUCUGCGUCCAGUGCCCCUGUCUGUUGCUAUGGAGACCAAAGUGAGCAGCAGCCACCAAGCUCUCCUGCAGCACCUCCUCCAGAAAGAGCAGCUCCGCCACCAAAAGAUCCUCUCUACUGGUCAAAGUCCUGUGCAUCCUCCUUCUCCGCUGGCAGUGAUGGAAAGCUCUCCGAGUAGCACCCGACCCAACCUGCCUCGUCACCGGCCCUUAAACCGAACCCAAUCGGCUCCGCUGCCCCAGAGCACACUAGCUCAACUUGUGAUUCAGCAGCAACACCAGAACUUUCUGGAGAAGCAGAAACAGUACCAGCAACAGGUCCACAUCAACAAGAUGAUUUCGAAAUCAAUUGAGCAGCUUCGUCAGCCGAACGCCCACCUGCAGGAGUCAGAGGAGGAAGAGGGAGAGGAUUUUUACAACCAGGCCAUGCAGCAGGACAGAUCGCCCUCUGGUGGCGUCAUCCGGAAGCACAGUCCCGAUAGCAACAUCUAUGCUUCACCCACAGUCAUCAGGGUGAAAGAGGAGCCCAAUGCCAGUGAUGAUGAGACAAUGGCCACUCAGAGCCUGGCCGACAAGCAGAGCUCCUACAUUCACCAGGUUAAAGGGAGGGUGGUGAUACAGGCCAUGAUAUGAAACGACAGAUGCGUCUUCACACUCGCACGCGAAGGCACAGGCUAACAUACACGCGACAUGCUUACACGACACAGAGCCAUUGCUUUGGGAGCUUCAGAACUGAUCUCAUUCGUGAACUUGUGAAGUGAUCUCUGUACUGUGCGUUGUAUGUUUUGUACAUAAUUGAAUAAGAUGAGAAUUUCGCUAACUUGGUCUUUUAAAUGCUAAGAAGCCGUUUUUGAUUGUUUGUUGAAAUGAUAAUUUAAGAAAUCCUUUCUACUUUCUACCCACCCUUUGGAAAACUCGAAGCUCUUGUAGAAUAUGUAUGUGAUUUAUUUUUUCCCAUGGCACUAUGGUUUUCUUAGAGAUCUUUCUUUGCUUUUUAUGAAUGUUAUUAUAAAGAUGUGUCACAGUUUGUAUAUACAUAUAUAAAAACUGCAUCAUUUGCUGGGAGACUCCCAAAUUGUAUGGAAACAAGUCAGUAACCAUGAAAAUCCACACAACAACAGAAUAAAAUGGUUAUUCUAGGUUCAACACAGGUUAAACUCAGUCGACAGCAUUUGUAGGGUAAUGCCGAUUACCAAAAAAAAUAAUAAUAAUAAAAUAAAAAAAUAAAAUGAUACAUAUAUAAUAUUUUUAAAUUAAAAUUUUUAUUAAAUUAAAUAUAUAUAUAUAUAUAUAUAUAUAUAUAUAUAUAUAUAUAUAUAUAUAUAUAUAUAUAUAUAUAUAUAUAUAAUAUUUUUUUACAAAUGUUAGUUAAUUUUUCUAUUGAAAUUUGUCUAUUAUUUGAGCUAUAAAGUUCUUGGGUUUUAGACAUUCUGUUUGCAAAGAAGUUGUAAAACUCAAUAUAUAACUUAGCACUGAAAAUGUUAUUAAGCAAAUUUUCAUACUUCUAUCAUGUUAACAUGACACAGCGUAGUGUUUACGUACUAUUGAAAUGGUAUGUUAACAAAUCGGCCUUAGUUAUUUUUUUGCAUUGGUGUAGUAAUCGAUAUUGUGCUAAGUGCUGUCGAUUAAGCUUAACUUCUAUUGAAUCCUGGAAUAUUCCUUUGACAGUUCGAACGAACUCUAGAAUGACAUUCUGUGUUCCCUGUUCUCCCGUGGCCCAAAUCGAAGGCUGUCCUGGAUUGUGAGCUCUGCGCCUUGCUGAAUUCUGAGCGUUGUAGAGGAAAUGCCUGGUGGAAGCCAGGAAUCGGAAUGAUUCAUGAGCGCAGGAAUGCUGGGAGAGGACAACUCCACGCUGAAGUCAGAGCGCCCAGAAGUGAGCUCUGAUUUACUGUUGAGGUAAAUUACAAAGUGAGUGAGGAGACGGCGGGGGGAGCCCCCUUUUAAAACCAAUCAUUUCCUCUGUAUUCCCACGUGAUGUGUUUACCCCGACAUGCAGGCUUGAUGUUACUUCGGUAGAAAAAAAAAGGUAAUCGUUCUGUUCUCUCCUGAGGCAGUUUUGCCAUUCGUUGUUCGUCUUCAUGAAGUACUCGGUUCAACUUGCUUGAUAGUUUCAAGAAAUGUACUAUCGUCAUUCUUUGUCGGCGAGCCAUCUUUACUGUGUUUUUCUUUUUUGUUAUAUUUCAAGCAUUUGGUGUAAAACUGUUCAGUUUUGUGACUGAGAUCCUCUGAAAACCAUGAAAAAAUAAAACAACUCGAAGAGGAAAACAUUGUCGUGAGCCAUCACACUGUCUAGAAAUAGCCUGUGAGUCAACCUGAGCUGGCCUGUUUCGUUCCUGUUGUCUGUUCCACUGUUCUGGAUGUUAAUAAGAACUGUCGGCUACCGAUAGAGUGUCUCAUUUAGUACACGUUUCCUUCUGUCACAGAUCACCUUUUUUAAAUAAAGCUCUUUUCCAUCCUGUA